UUACGUGCUGUAAGAACCAUGAGCUCCCUGUUUGGAAUCCUCUGCCUCCUCUCGGCUCUUGUAGCAACAAGCUAUGCUCUUUCGUGUACAAAUUGUUUUUCUAAAGAAGCGACAUGUUCCGGUCCCAGCUUGACCUGUUCUUCAGGACAACAUUGUGGAACUACAUACACAGAAACCAUCGCUGCUGGAUUGAAGUCCAUAUCUUUGAUCAGAUCAUGCACACUUACAUCUCAAUGUGGCUUCCGGGGCACUGUGGGCAUACAACAUGGCAAUGUCAGGAUGGGCACUUCAUGCUGCAGCACUGACAACUGCACGCCUAGUCUUCCAUCACUGCCAAUAAGAAGCUCUUACACCAUCGGACUGGUCUGCCGAUCCUGCAUGUCCGCUGACUCCACCUGGUGUCACACUGCUGAUACUAUAGAAUGCACAGGGGAUGAGGAUAUGUGUCUUCUCCAGACAACUCGUGAGUCAGGAUCAGCGUCAGCUUCAUCAGCCAUCCGAGGGUGCGCGACAGAGUCUAUCUGUGACCUUGGAAGCCAGUCCGCAAGCGCUGGAGGAGUUAUAAGGGAUAUUACGUUUAUCUGCACCAGCGGUGGCCUAAGUGCCCAUACAACUGUUCUGGCUCCGGCCAUUGUGUGUCUUCUACUGCUGAAACUGUUCUUCUAACAAAGGAUAAAGAUCUUAGGAUGAAUGAGGCCAAGAGAAACAAAAAAUAUUUACAACACAGAAUAUUUUUAUAUUGGUUUAUUUAUUUAUUUAUUUAUUUAAACCUUGGCUGGAAAAUAUCCACAUCCACGAGUAACAUAAAAUUAUCUUCAGCAUCUAUGUUUUGGAAACCACUUACAUUAAUAUUUCAAGAAUUUUUUUAAUAAACAAAUAA
Messenger RNA from Bufo bufo (common toad), 880 nucleotides. Its product is annotated as phospholipase A2 inhibitor and Ly6/PLAUR domain-containing protein-like. The coding region runs from base 19 to 666 and encodes 215 amino acids. The record is from RefSeq and is a predicted model, not a curated record. Lineage: Eukaryota; Metazoa; Chordata; Amphibia; Anura; Bufonidae. The transcript is spliced from 5 exons.